AUUGGGUUUUGCCUUGAACCCUGGAGUGCAAACAAAAAAGUUAUUUAUGCCCACAACUUUUUACAAGUGCAUCACUACUCUCUAUUUUUAUCCCUCUGUUGUGUCUCUUUUGGAGGAAAAAACGGGAGGAGGACAAGAAAUAGUAGCUUUUCCAUCACCAUCACACAUGCCUCACUAAACAAUCAAAGAAACAUUUAUAGAGAAAAUGUUUUCAUUUCCCCUACUGUUCCGAUGUUUGUGUUUUCUAUUUUAAUUUCUCUGGAGUGAAAAUAGAAUUCCUUCCCCCUUCCCAAAGCAGUCUGCAGCACUUUGGGCUCCGAAGUUGCGGGGAGAGGGAUGCCCUAGGCAGGGCCGCAGAGCUGAGGCUGCACGUGAGUCUCCCAGACUCCUGCGCCACUUCUCCCGCCCGGGUGCCACCAGCGUGGCGCAGCGGCCCAGGCAGCGGAGCGUCUUCCUGGGAGGCGCAGCCGGUGCAUCAACCUCAGCCCUCGCCGCAUCCACCUCGUCAUCCGCCUGUACCUCCAUCCUGCUUCCCGGACGGAAAUCAAACACCACCCCUGGUACUGCAGCCCUUCUUCGCCGCAUCGCUCGGCCCCAACGCUGCUCUGAUGACGAAGCCGCUCCCUACACGCGAGCUCACGACCCGUCUCCACCUCCUGCAGCCUAGACACCACCCCAGGGUGCUGGGAUCCCCGGGGCGGGAUGCUGGGGACACGCGCUCAGGGACGCGCCCGGGUGGCCCCGCGUGGCCGAGGGGGGAGGACAGCAGAGCGCGGGCAGGGGCCGAGGGCGCCCUGACCCCGCAGGCCCAGCGCCCCGACGUGCGCCCGGCCGGCCUGCGGGGCUCUCCGCCGUCCGGGGUGGGGUUUUGCUCGUGCCUGGCUCCCCGGCUGGCGGACCGCGUCGGCGCGUCUGUCACCGCUGGCCAGUAUCCGUCCGCCGCGGGCGGCCCGGGCGCUGGCUGGCCCUGCACGCCGCCGCCCGCGCCUCCGCGUCCUCCCCCUGCCGCCGGCGCGCAGACUUUACCUGUGAGAGGCGCGCGGUGGGCGCCGCAGCUCCCCGUCCCCGCCGGCGACAGCCGGACCGCCUCGCCGCCAGCGGGACUGCAUCCAGACUCAAAAUGCAAUAUCAACUCCUUCAAAAAAAGAGAGACAUAGGAAUGAAUGUAUUAAGCAUUGUUUAAACAUAAAUGCUUACUAUUUUACCAGAAGAAGAAAAAAAUAACACAAAUUAUUGACAGAAUCAGGAAGAAGCUGGAGAAUGUGUAUUUGAGAAAUACCAUUUCUACUACCUUAAAAGGAGAACAACAGAUAAUGAGACAAAAUGAAUAAAAACAAAAAGUAUAAAUGUUUUAUUUAGAGAAAUGGCCAUUAAAAAGCAGAAGAAACAGUUGAAAGACUUCAAAGUGGUUGCCUCGGGGUAACA
Molecule: messenger RNA, 1425 nt
Organism: Cavia porcellus (domestic guinea pig)
Lineage: Eukaryota; Metazoa; Chordata; Mammalia; Rodentia; Caviidae
Product: basic salivary proline-rich protein 3-like
Exons: 2
Coding region: 609-1157 (182 amino acids)
Source: RefSeq, a predicted model, not a curated record